UCUUGAAUCAGCUUAUGUCACGAGUUUCCUCGGGUUCUCUUUCUCUCUCUAUAUCUAAUUGGUUUAAACAGAACAUUGAACAUUACACUUCCCUCAUUUAAAGCUCUCAUAUGCUAUAUUUUCUUUUCUUUUUCAAUUUCUUUUCUCUUCAUUCCAUUAAUUAACCUCUCCUCUCUCUUUCUGGUAGACUGAUAUACGUCCCUUCACCUCCAAACUAGCUACCUUUCCAUUUUCUUUUACACCUUUCUUUCUUUACCUUUCUUUUCUUUUUCUUGUUCUGGAAUUCGCUUUCCUUCUUGUUUCUUUUGAUUCUCAACCAAUCGCUACAAGAUCAAAAACCUAAUCUUUAAUUAUACUUUUGCUCUUUAUUCCUCACGCUCUCCUAUAUUCUGUUUCUAUAUUACUUAUAAAGGUUUUGUUAGUUAUUUUCUUGGAUCCAAAACAUGGGUUUUUCAGGUAAGCCUCAAGUGGAUAAUGGGUUAGAAUUGGAUUGUAAGAAAUGGGUAAUUGCAGGAAUUCCUUUAAGAGCGCCAUUAAAGAAGAUAUAUACAAAUCCAGUUGACAAAGAAAGCGAAAGUGAUCAUGACUGUUCAACAACUCCGACCAGCGAAGAAUCGAGAAUUUCGGCUAGACUUACGUGCCCGCCGGCUCCAAAGAAACGAAAGGCUACGUUGAAAUGUAAUUAUAAUGGCGUUAGAGAGUUCUUUACUCCUCCUGACUUGGAUACUGUUUUUAUACGUCAUGUCGAAAGGGCUAACUGAUUGAUAUAUUUCUAUAUAUCAUCAUCAUCAUCAUCAUCAUCAUCAUCAUCGUCAUCAUGAUAAAAAAUGCCUAUUCAUGAGAUUUGCUUUCUUUUUUUUGGUGCCUUUAGAGUUUAUAGUCUGUUUUUAUUUUUGGGUUUUUGAGUUUAGGGCACUUUUUAGUGUUUAGGAGAUAGAGGAGCUUGUGUACAGCUUGUAUAAGUAAUAAAAGCUACUACUACAGUUAAUUUAGCAAGGUCCUUUACUGAUUUGUUUCUCUCCCGCAAGCUUCUUGUUAUGGCUAAUUGUUAACAACGCUAUCUAAUUUACCAUUUUUGUGUG
Molecule: messenger RNA, 1082 nt
Organism: Jatropha curcas
Lineage: Eukaryota; Viridiplantae; Streptophyta; Magnoliopsida; Malpighiales; Euphorbiaceae
Product: cyclin-dependent protein kinase inhibitor SMR6
Biological process (GO): regulation of DNA endoreduplication
Source: RefSeq, a predicted model, not a curated record